Penicillium cataractarum is the source of this 699-nucleotide messenger RNA. RefSeq lists its product as uncharacterized. The record is from RefSeq and is a predicted model, not a curated record. The coding region runs from base 1 to 699 and encodes 232 amino acids. The transcript has a single exon. Lineage: Eukaryota; Fungi; Ascomycota; Eurotiomycetes; Eurotiales; Aspergillaceae.
AUGGCAAACUAUACCCGCCCACUUGCCCAAUUUCCCCCGCCACAGACACAAGAUCCCCGCAUCCCAUAUCUCCACGAUGCCGACCACGUCGAGCACGAUCUCUGGGACGACGGCCACCGACUUUGGGGGUUCGUUAUCUACAGAUGUACAUACGAAAGUGACAGUGCCUGGACCGAAUUCAUGAAUCGUCUACUCGCCAGCACUGAGGAGAUGUUCGAUUGGGAAACGGACCUAGAGGUCCUUGAUCGUCUGGCGCUGACUGUAUUCGAGGACUCGGGGAUGUUUAACGGGGCAUCUACGGCGGUGGUUCGGGAGCAUUUUAAUCGGUGGGCUGUGGAUGCCGUGCAGAAGGAACAGGGUACUGUCCAAGGACAGGGACAGGUACAUCCGGGGUCGCAACGGUAUAGGUAUUGCAUUCAGGUUACGCAGGAUGUAUUGGAUUCUGUUCUUGCGGGUGAUUAUGAGAGGAAUGGGUUUGUGCGUGUUAUUCGGGCGGAUUGGGAGGUUUAUGAGCCGUAUGAUCACGGGGAAAGGAUUGAGGAGGAAGAGGAGCCGCUUGAGGGGUGUACUUUGGAAGACGUUGGGUGGGUUAAAGUUCAAUUUGAUGGCAUGAUGUUUAUUGCUUGGGGCUAUUUGAGGAGUGAUUGGGCUUGGGGGGUAGGGUAUCGUCGUCCGCCAAAGAUUGCUCAUUUCUUCUAG